This is a messenger RNA of Osmia lignaria (orchard mason bee), 2680 nucleotides long. The record is from RefSeq and is a predicted model, not a curated record. NCBI's taxonomy places the organism in Eukaryota, Metazoa, Arthropoda, Insecta, Hymenoptera, Megachilidae.
UGGAAUUCCUAGGAUAGUUCGCGAAGAAAACAGGGUGCGGUGAGCUUUUUUCUUAACUCAUCAUCGUAAUAGAGUAUAUAACCGUUCAGGUCGAUUCGCGAUGAAACAGUUAGCGAUUCGAACUGGUCAGCGAUGAAUUUUACGGUAAUGGAGAAAAGAAAAGAAGCCAUGAGGUUGCUGUUACGGUUAGCAACAUCGAUUCUCCUAACGUCGGUUCACGCCGACGUUUCUCCUUAUCAUGAAAUAGUGGGCGUCGGACAAUCUGCGCCACCGUUUUUCGUUGCUCCACUUUAUGGAGUUGCACCUGCGGUGACCUUGUUGGCCCCGGAGCCCAUAAAAGAGACUGAAACGAUUGUCGCCGGUCCCGUGACCACCACUACAGUCGAGGGAUCCUCUUCCGGACCUGUGACUAUCCUAUCGCCUGGUAGUUCCAGUAAAAUUCUACAAAACACAGCUCCAUCGAUCGAAGAAACGACGAAUAUAUCGAGUGUACCAGCGGAUGAUUCGGUGCUCGUUAGAGGAGCGUCGUCUGGUCCGGUAAUACUGAUAGCCCCUUCCGAUAAUUCCGUCGCUAUCGGCGUCGCUGAUAACGCAGCGUCAGCCGGAACGGAAACAAAGAAAGGCGUCGUUGCUACGUCAGCGAAGGCGUCUGUCGCAAUCGAAAACGCAGAAGAAUCGUCGCCGACCGCGGAUGCAUCAGCGAACACGACGGCAAUUAAAGAAACAAUAGGAAUAGCGUCAGCGAACGCUGUAAUAGGUCCCUCCACAGGUCCCAUAGUUAUUACUGGUCCAACAGCACCGCCGUUGCCUAUUGCUCUCGCUACUUCAACAUCUUCAUCAGCGACUGUUUCUGCUUCCACGACUGUUAUUUCUAUCAAUGCGACUACCACCGCGGCUGCAAAUGUUUCUAGUAUCUUAACUGAUGAUGGAGGAAACGAUGAAGCACCUUCUCUCACAGCAUCAGGAUACUUACUAUUUACAGAGACGACAAAGUCAGGGAGGAUCGAGGGUGUAGCGUCUAGCAGGAGUUCUCUGACGACCGGUUCCGGUAACACGGUAGCAUCAUCGACGGCGAGAGUUAAUUUAAUUCCACCUGGAGCCACGAUCGUAGUCGGCGAGACGCCUUUAAGUAACGUUGUCGUAUCAGCGCCAACAACCCCGUCCGUGCUCGUUUCCGGUCCCAAGGGAAGAGUUUCCGGCGUCGGUGCUUCCUCGCUGCUGUUCAAAGCGCCCCUGUAUCCAUUGCAGCGUUAACUGCUUGUCCCAUUCGUUGUUCCUCCGGGGUGAAGAUAUAAAAGAAAAAAAAAAAAAAAAAAAGGAGAGAGAAUCGUUUCUGACGCUUGAAUUACGCGACGUUUAUUCGCAGAUGCUCGACGUAUCCUUUCUAAAGACAGUUUCGCUCUGUUAACGGCGAGACAAGCCGUGCAUUCGUUGACAUUGCGUUGGCGACACGACACAAGGAAGGGAACAUGUUGUGCAAGGACAACCGGAGACCAACCAGAAGCGAGGAACUGGCAUUGAUGGCAGCAAGUUGUUUGCUUGAAAACCACUGUUGCAUACAAUGGCUGCAAUAUUUUUCCCACCUCUUCGUAUCGUUGCGUGUAGCAAGGUGCAACAGUUUCAGGGCCUCGGGCUGAUUAUAAUAACGGUAUUGCUUUUUAUCAUAUUUAUUCGCAGUUCGAUGUAUUUCUGUAGUCGUGAUUUAUUGACACCUUGAACGGCACAAUGGAAAUAGAUGCACGCAGCGAAACAGAAUGCAUAACAAUUAUUGAGGAUAUAAUUUCUUUAUUUUCAAUGUUAUACAUUAUAUUAUUAGUAAGAUUUUAGAUUAAUUCCUAUUAACUUUUACUUUUUAUAUUCCAUAUUACCACGAUAUUAAUUAACAUUUCUCAUUGAGAGGAAAUAGUUGUUACGUUACGAGAUCUAUGAAUGCUAAUCAAUUUCAUCAUUGUAAACAAAGUAAGCGAUCUAAUGAAAUCAUAUUCAUCCACUUGAUCUAGUUAUCUAGUAUGUGAUCGAAGCGGCUGGCGCAACCUUUGCUUUGGGUUAAAUCAUAGCAAACAAGCCGAACCUAAACCGUACGAUUAAGCUUGAAACUCAAUUAUUACAGAAUCGCUUUCACUAGGCAAAUCGACUGUGUCGAGUUGGCUCACUAUGGACUUUUGACGUAUACACGCGUUUGUUCGCAUUUGAACCUUUUCCAGCUUAUACAUUUUGUAAGAGUGAUCCAAUCACACGAUGAAUUUAUUUGAUUAGCUAUCUCUAAAAAAAGAGCAAUCUCUUUGAAGUAUUAUGGUUUCAAUGUCACUGAAAUGGCACACGGUGCUCGACAAUUCUAACAGUGACAAUUUAAAUUUCAUUAUUUCUAAGAUUUAAAAAGAUUUUUUAUUUUGAAAUUACAUUGUGUGCAUUGAAAAUAUCUUAAAUCUAUCUCAUAUCUAAUCGUAGCUUAUAAUACGACAUUACUGGGUCGCUAUAUAUAACUAAGCAUUUUAAUUUGAAUAUUUUUUGCUCGUGCUUCAAGGCGUAAAGAGCUUGAUCAAGGAAGCCGUUCCUACGCUAUCUUGCUUCUCACUUCCUGUGAGACUCAUGGAUUGAGCCAAGCUCGUUAUAUCGGUCAAUCCUAGAAAUAGACACGAUAUAAUUAAUUCAAUUUUCUAAUAAACACUUCACAUAAAAU